Messenger RNA from Haliotis rubra (blacklip abalone), 2037 nucleotides. RefSeq names its product platelet endothelial aggregation receptor 1-like. NCBI's taxonomy places the organism in Eukaryota, Metazoa, Mollusca, Gastropoda, Lepetellida, Haliotidae. The record is from RefSeq and is a predicted model, not a curated record. The transcript is spliced from 7 exons. Bases 376 to 1803 code for a protein of 475 amino acids.
GCGCCUGUGAAUUCAUAUCAUUUCAAUGUUACGUUUCUGGGUCAACUUAAUGUUAUAGACUCCUAACAAAGUUCAGUAAAAUGUGAUUCUAUAAUAAGAAAUGAUACGUGACUGCCGGGAGCUUCUAGUCAGAUGUGGAUGAUUUGUUGCUGAUGAAAAUGACUGUUAUCGACAAAACACCACUUCCUGUACGAAACUGUCAAUAUCCUGUGUGAUUCCUUUUACCAAUGACGGCAUUAACCCUCUUUCUUGUGUCCGCGCUCCUGGGUAGCAGGGGGCAACAUAUGCUGUUGUUUUUGACAAGCUCAGGACAUGCUGACCAGACAUCGUACAACGGAGUGAAUACGUUAACUGACAUUUAAGAUCUAGAUAUACAUGACAAUGGUUGUCACGGGAACUGGAUAUUUGUUGCUGUGGAUAAUCCCGACCGGAGGAUUACUAAUGUUUGUGAGCGGCGUUGGCGCAGCAGCAUCGUGUUUGAAUGGAAAAUUAGUCAACUGUGUUCGUGACUCAUGCAAAAGAACUAGCGCGGGGAGGACUGUGUGCGCUGAAGGUUGUGUUGACGGGUUCUACGGGAUGAGUUGCAGAAUCCCAUGUCCUGAAGACUGCUUAGAAUGCCAGCGCACAAGCGGAAGUUGCACAAAAUGUUCAAAUGGUCUCUUGGGAGAAAACUGUGACGUUGCAUGUGAACAAAUGUGUCGUGGAUUUCGGUGCUUCAACAAUGGAACGUGCUCGGAUACUACAUGUCUUGAUGGGUGGUUUGGCCUGCGUUGUGAAUGUAAAGCAAGUAACACUAUUCAGUCAGGGGACAGAGGCAGGAUUUGUUUACCUCACUCUUGGGGGACAUGCUGCAACAGAACUUGUCCAAACAAUUGUAGGAACAACAGAAGUGGUCGCCUGUGUAACUUGACGACGGGUCAGUGCAUCGCUGGUUGCAAGAAUGGCUGGGUUGGAAAGACAUGCAAUUCGACCUGUAACGAAAGCAGCUGUAAGCACACGCCCACGUCCACCGUUAUAGUGGAAGUCCAAAGGACGUUCUCUUCGUGUUUACCGAACGAAUGGGGAGAAUCUUGUAGCAACACCUGCCCUGAAGGAUGCACCAAAAUAGACACUGCACGAGGAUGUGAUGUAAAAACAGGUGUCUGCAUUAAUGGCUGCAUGGUCGGUAAGUAUGGGCCUACAUGUGACAUGAAAUGCCCUGAGAAUUGUGCGAACGGAACCUGUAACAUCAAUGAUGGGACUUGCGAUUGCAUCGACGGAAUGUGUGGAGAUGUAUGUCAGCUGCCAUGUGGAUCUACAGACAAACCAGAUGGGCCUGUGUCAAUGGUUUCAAGUGGAACACUGAACAUAGCAGUAUCAAGUCUGUUUGUCGUUGUCGCAGCACUAAUCUGUUUUCAGUGUCGACACGCCAUUAAGAAACACUUCAUCAACAGGCAUGGAGAUACAGGGACGAACGAACAUGUGCAGGAAGAAGAUGAUACCGAACAGGACGUACAUCUCAACGAGGGACAUAGAUACUAUUCUAUCGACGAUUCUGACUUGGACAAUAGCUGUUCGCAAGUCCAACAAGAUGGUAUGCAGUCUGACAAUAACAUCAACAUUUUACAGAGAAAUGAUCGAGGAGACUCUGCAGUGUAUAGUCAUGAUGGCUAUGCAGAUUGCGUUUCACUUCCUGAUGAAACUGAACCAACCAAUGAUUUGCCGUCUGACAGUAUAGUCUGCGAUUCUGAUGGUGUCUUACAUUAUAUUGACAGGUCUGGCACCAUCGCCAUUACUUACAUCACUCCACAGACAUCCGGUUGAACCAUGGGUCGGAUGAAAUGAAUAUGUAUGUCACACUUGGCUCAAGAUACAUUUGUGGAGUAAUUACUACCCAAAAUAAUAUGUUUUAUCCGGAAUACGUUUCCAUACACCGUGUUGUUUUCUUAAAUAUCGUCCCCCACCCCCAUCUGUACAUAGAUAUAUCGCAGGAACUUCCUCGUUUUUCUUCCGUAUCUUGUCAACUUUUGAUCAUUACUUUCAAUAAAGAUUUUUCAA